ACCCCAGAGAGUGAAUUACGGGAAGUAUGGGAAUGGCUUAAUGUCGUUGACCCUGCCUCCAAUUAUUCAUGCGCCCUGGCUCUUCGUGAACCCGGUACUGGGGGUUGGCUGCUCAGGGGACCCGAGUACAUCGAUUGGAAGGAAGGCAGAGGGGGGGUUCUCUGGCUCCAUGGAAUACGUACGUCUACAGAUGAGUGAAGCCUUAUGCUUCGAAGAACAUCACUGACAUUUGUGUCUACUAGCCGGAUGUGGCAAGAGUGUACUGAGGUGCGAACUUAACCGGGUGUCCAGAGGCGCAAUAUGAUUUCUUUAUUGCUAACUCAUUCUUUAGUGCUACUGCUAUUCAAGAUGUCGAACAUCUGUGCAACACGAACGAUGAUUACGCAUUAGCUUAUUUUUACUUCACCUUCAGCGACUCCGAGAAGCAGAAAUUGUCCAAUAUGCUUCUGUCCCUUAUUGGCCAGCUUCCAAAAAGGCCUUCAGACCAGGGCUUGCCGCGUGAGAUUGUCGACCUAUAUCAUAGCACCAAAGCAAUUGGAAAGUCGGCAGAAACCGGACCUCUGAAAGAUCUAUUGUCGCAGAUUAUAAGGCGUUUUAGGAAGACAUUUAUUAUUUUGGAUGCAUUGGACGAGGUUCCUAGGUCCGAGCGGGAGGACCUCCUGUCUUGGCUCGACAAGCUAACUGCCGAUCACAAUUUGGAAUCACUUUCCAUUCUCAUCACCAGUCGCCCCGAGGCUGAUAUAGUAAGAUCCCUAGCACCACUUAUCGCCUUUUCAAUAUCACUACAAUCCGAAACCAUCGAUCCCGAUAUCCGGACAUAUAUACAGAACUCGCUAGACGGAAGGGAUGGUUUUAGGAAAUUUACGAAAGAAAUAAGGAGCGAGAUAGAGGAAACGCUGGUUUCAGGCUCACAGGGAAUGUGUGUUAUGCCCAAUCACUGAAAUUUUGCUUAUGCUAAUCUUGUGGCGGGGCCUUAAGGUUCCGAUGGGUAGAUUGUCUUCUACGGAUUCUGGAAGAAUCCAUGACGCCAAAAUCUGUGAGAGAUGCAAUGAAGGAACUCCCGGGAGACUUAGAUUCCGUCUACGCCAGGAUCCUCGAUAUCAUUCCUAAGAGGCAGAAGGAAUUCAUUCAGCGCGCGAUGCAUUGGCUUGCAUUUUCAGCAGCGCCAUUGACAUUAGGCCAGCUUGCGGAGGCUGUUGCGAUCAACUACGAUGUCACCAAAUAUGGCGAGGAUUCGGAAACUUUUUUUGAUAUGAGGUCCCUCAUGAGCAUUUGCCCCAGCCUUAUUUCCUUUGAAGACGCCCGGGACGAUGAAUCAUCCUCCCAGGAAAACCGGCGAUUACGACUAGCACAUUUCUCGGUAAAGGAAUAUUUGACUUCUGACCGCGCAGCUCAGGGCCCCAGUUGCUACUAUCACAUAUCGGAGGACAAAGCCAAUUUGCUGAUGGGGCAUGCUUGUCUCAGUCGGAUACUGCGACAUAGCGCACACGGCACUAUACCCGGGGAAGAAGUCAAAGAAACAUCAUUUCUCUACCACAGUGCUCGCUAUUGGUUUGUGUAUACCAGAUCUAUUGAGGAUAAGGCACCCGCUCCACUCUCCAAUGCUGCAUUGAAGGUCCUCGAGCUAGGAAAGGGCUGGUUAGAUGUAUAUGACCCCGAUAGCCCUUACCGGCAUAAAGGCCCGGAUUCAGAUGUUUCCCCGCCACCGCUCUACUAUUCCUCCUUUUUAAAUUUGAUGAUACCCUGCAAAUUACUAGUCGACAGAGUGGAGGGUACAGCCGGUGUGAAUGCGCAAGGCGGCCGUUAUGGUAAUGCGCUACAAGCAGCUGUAUUUUGGGGAAACGAAUCGGUUGUGCGGCUUCUCUUAGAGCAUGGAGCAGAGGUGAAUGCUGAGGGUGGUCUUUAUGGCAAUGCACUCCAAGCAGCUGCAAUCCAGGGAAACGAAUCGAUUGCGCGGCUUCUCCUCGAGCGUGGGGCAGAGGUGAAUGCGAAGGGUGGCCGUUACGGCAAUGCAUUAUACGCAGCUGCAUACCAGGGAAACGAAUCAGUUGUGCAGCUUCUCCUCGAACGCGGCGCAGAAGUGAAUGCUAAGGGUGGACUUUAUGGCAAUGCACUCCAAGCAGCUGCAAUCCAGGGAAACGAAUCGGUUGUGCAGCUUCUCCUUGAGCGUGGGGCGGAGGUGAAUGCUCAGG
Molecule: messenger RNA, 2192 nt
Organism: Tuber aestivum (summer truffle)
Lineage: Eukaryota; Fungi; Ascomycota; Pezizomycetes; Pezizales; Tuberaceae
Source: the annotation of a GenBank genome assembly